CCUGCAGGAGAAAUCUCUUCCACAGCCCCUACUCUGACCACAGCAACAUGGCUUUGAGGCUUUGCUGUGCCUGGAUUCCCAUCCUCCUCCUCCUGCCCGGCCUCUCGGCUGGAGGGAAGCUCCUGGUGGUGCCCAUGGUGGGAAGCCACUGGCUGAGCAUGAAAGAGGUGGUGGAGGAGCUGAGCCAGAGAGGCCAUGAAGUGGUGGUGCUGGCUCCUGAGGUGCGGUGGCAGAUGGAGAUGACACAGAACUACAAGGUGGUCACACAUCCAGUGACGCAGACCCUGGAGGAGCUGGAUAAUGCCUUCCGGGAAUUUGUCACCGUGCUCCUGACGGACAAGCCUUUCCCCCUCAAUGCCAUACAGGCAUACCAGGUCUCAGUGGAGUUUUUCAGCACCUUCUUUGGGCAGUGCAAGGACUUGUUCCACAGCCAGGAGACCCUGAGGUUCCUCAACCAAAGCGGCUUUGAUGCCAUCCUGACGGAUCCAUUCUUUAUGUGUGGGGCCAUCCUCGCCCACCAUCUCUCCCUUCCUGUUGUGUUCUUCAUGAGGGGAUUGCCUUGCAACCUGCACUUUUCAGCCCCACAGAGCCCAAGCCCUCUGUCCUACAUCCCUAGAACCUUCAGCUUCAAUUCGGACCACAUGACUUUUUUCCAGCGAGUGGAGAACGCCCUGAUUUCCCUCCUGGAACUUGACUAUUGUAAUGGUCUCUAUGGAGAAGCACUUAAGCUUUCCUCAGAAGUUCUGCAGAGGGAUGUGUCCCUCACGGAUCUCCUGAACUCUGCUGCCGUUUCGAUCAUGAGGUUUGACUUUGUGUUCGAGUACCCCAGGCCAGUGAUGCCCAACAUGGUCUUUAUUGGGGGUGUCAACUGUGCUAAGGAGAAACCACUGCCUAAGGCUUAUGAAGAGCCCUCUAAACCUGAUAAACAAGGCAAAGAAUAA
Catharus ustulatus (Swainson's thrush) is the source of this 941-nucleotide messenger RNA. RefSeq names its product UDP-glucuronosyltransferase 1A1-like. Gene Ontology annotation, molecular function: UDP-glycosyltransferase activity. The record is from RefSeq and is a predicted model, not a curated record. Bases 48 to 941 code for a protein of 297 amino acids. The transcript has 2 exons. Lineage: Eukaryota; Metazoa; Chordata; Aves; Passeriformes; Turdidae.